This is a messenger RNA of Hibiscus syriacus, 1807 nucleotides long. Its product is annotated as ethylene-responsive transcription factor ERF054-like. The transcript has a single exon. Gene Ontology annotation, biological process: regulation of DNA-templated transcription. Gene Ontology annotation, molecular function: DNA-binding transcription factor activity; DNA binding. Lineage: Eukaryota; Viridiplantae; Streptophyta; Magnoliopsida; Malvales; Malvaceae. The record is from RefSeq and is a predicted model, not a curated record. Bases 115 to 1419 code for a protein of 434 amino acids.
AACCGUUCCAGUUGUUAUUUUUAUCAUUUUGGAUUUGUAUUUUUUUUUUUGAAGUUUUUGAUUUCCAUAGAGAGAGCGAGCGAUUUUUCAGGGGUUUAUUGAAGUAUUUUAUCAAUGGCUGCUGCAAAAUAUAGUGACGAGUCCAAGAAAGGUUUUAGUGAUGGAACAGAGGAGACGGGGAUCGGGCAAGAUUCGGAGAUUGGUAAGGGGAACGAGCUCGAUUUUGGGUUCGAAAAACGGCAAUGGAAGCCAGUUUUUGGUGAAGCUUCCAUGUCACAAAGACCUCACAAGAAGAUUCGUAGUCCUCAACGACGCCAGGAAUCUGUUCGAUCAUUUGCUUCAAUGGCGGACCAGUCGUCUUCUAUUUCGCCUUCUCUAACGCUUUCUUUACCGUCUCCUUCUUCUUCUUCGACGAACGCUUCUUUGGCAUCUUCGAGACUGGUUUUCCCUUUCGCUUUCGAUGCAUCCCAGCAGCCGGUUUACCUUACUCAGACAAUGCUCCGCCCGUCGCUGCAAAAUCAGCAACAGAUGAUUUCGUUUAGUCCUCAACAGCAGCAGCAGCAACACGGGUUCGUUUAUCGACCCUUUUUUGCCGGAGAAUCGUCACCGGUACCGCCUCCGCAACUGCCGUCGCAUCAGCAGCAGCAGUUUCUUCAAUAUUGGAGUGAUACAUUGAGUCCAAGAAGGAGGAUGGCGAUGAUGAACCGCUUGGGACAAGACGGUCACCAAUUGUAUAGACCGCCAUUGCAGCCUAUAAACACAACAAAGCUUUACCGAGGCGUGAGACAGAGGCAUUGGGGAAAAUGGGUAGCUGAAAUCCGUCUUCCUCGAAACCGGACUCGCCUUUGGCUAGGCACGUUCGACACCGCGGAAGACGCUGCAUUAGCCUACGAUCGCGAGGCGUUCAAGUUGAGAGGAGAGAAUGCAAGGCUCAAUUUCCCUGAGCUUUUCCUCAACAAAGACAAAGAUAAAGAUGAUUCACCAGGGCCAAGUUCUGUCCCACAAGAAGAACGGGAAGGGCCUAAUUCUCAGCCAACCGAAGUCGAAAUGGUGCCACCAUUGACUCAGUCUCAGCUCGACAACCCCAACAACGAUUCGGGGUUCAAAUCCAGUGAGGCUACAACCAGCGACAAUGUACAAAUGGCAGCCGAGUGCUCGGGUUUGGGCGAAGGCAGGGGUUCGGGUCCUCAGGAACUCGUGUGGGGAGAUAUGUCGAUGUCCGAAGCUUGGUUCAGUGCAUUCCCAGCAGGCUGGGGUCCAGGGAGUCCAGUCUGGGAUGAUUUAGACACCACAAACAAUCUCAUUUUACCUUCAAAUCUCCCUUUCCACGACCAAAAUCAACAAGAAGAAUUUGGUGACACUACUUCUUCCACUUCUUGUCCAAUGAAACCCUUCUUUUGGAAAGAUGAAGAUUCUUAAAAAAGAACUCGUCUUCUCGGUCCGAAAAUCUCACGGUUUUGUCUGCAUCUUUUAUUGUCAAUUGUCAUCAUUUUCCUUUCAUCGGCUGCAGAUUUUUAGAUGAAACCAGCCACUGAUUUCAACAGAUUUCUCCACCCAUUUUCAUCAAACCUGCAAAAAAAGUUUACAUAUUUUCAAACUUUUUUAGCAGUGGUUUGCGCUCGUGUGUUCCCUUACAGCAUGUUUUUUAGUGUCAAUAAACAACCUUUUCAGCAUCGUCUUGUUGAUGUAAUGUUUGGUUCCGUAGCUCCAUUCAAUAGAUUUGAGUGUGAGGAGACAGUUUGGUGAUCUCCUUUCUCAUUUGGUACCAAAAUCCAUCUUCGAGCUUUUAUUUGUCUGCUCGAAAAAA